AUGAUGAAAGCUUAUGACUGGGUGGAGUGGUCAUAUCUAGAAGCUAUCAUGCUGAAGCUGGGAUUCACCCAGAGAUGGAUGGAGAUAGUUAUGGGCAUGGUGACGACGGUCAAGUUUUCAGUCAUGUUUAAUGGCAGCAAACUGCAACAGUUUACUCCUUCGCGUGGAAUCUGGCAGGGGGAUCCAAUCUCUCCGUACUUGUUCUUGCUAGCAGCAGAGGGCCUUCCGUGCCUGUUAAAAUCUAAAGUUGAGUCAUCAAACCUUGGUGGUCUGCAAGUGGCACCUUUGGCGCCACCGGUGAACCACUUAUUAUUUGCAGAUGACAGCCUGCUGUUCUUCAAGGCCAAUGCUAUGGGUGCAGAUGAGAUUAACCAGUUGUUGGAACAUUAUUGUCAAGCAACGGGGCAAAGAGUCAACUACAGCAAAUCCUCUAUCUUCUUCAGUAAAGGAGUUCCGGGAAAUGUCCGAGCAGAAAUCAAAGAAUUGCUACAUGUGCCUAAUGAGACAUUGAAUGAAAAAUACUUGGGAAUGCCAUCUGAUGUUGGUUCUUCAAGAAAUGGCGCCUUCAAGUUUCUCAAAUACCGUCUGUGGAGUAAAAUCCAGGGGUGGAUCGAGAAGUCUUUGUCCACCGUAGGGAAGGAGCGGCAGCCGAGAAGGGAGGGGGAAAGAGCGGCAGUAAAUCAUUUCGUCAGCAGCUCUUGGGGCCUGCGGGAAAUCUUCCACCGCGUCACCUCCUCCCAUGGCGGCGACCGCGGAGCUCGGCUGAUCCUGAUCGCGCCCGUGAUUAGUGGUUUGGUAGUUCAGCUGCCCCAGCAUUGCGUGCUCACUAUGGAAGAGCCCGAAUCAAAGAAGCAAAUAAAUGAGGAAUGCAUCAUAAACCGCCUCCCAGGCGACCUCAUUGAGCGGAUAUUUUUCAGGCUUCCAGUGAGCACUUUGUUGACGUGCCGCGGCGUCUGCAAGCAGUGGCAGAACUUCAUCCGGGAUCCACAGUUUGCCGCAUCACACCUCCAGCUUGCACCCAGUUAUGCUCUUCUGUUCUUCCCGCAAGGUUUGGUUUCCGGCGUGCUCUACCCUAGUGAUGCUAUCCUAAUUGAUGAGGCCUGGUCACCGUCGACAUGUGCGGUGCCAGUGAUUGGUCCUGAUGAUUUCCUUUUUGGUUCAUGCAAUGGCCUUCUUGGGUCAUACACAAAGACAUCAACGAUCAAGAUUGCUAACCUUGCAACUGGUGAAUGUCUGCAUCUUGAGAAACCUUCCAAGAAUGUGAAAGGUGAUCACUACUGUUUCUACAGCUUUGGGUUUCAUCCCGUGACAAAAGAAUACAAGAUCACACACUUCCUUGGUGACUGCGUUAAUGGUCGCCCCCAUAAUAAAGACAGGUUCAACAUCAUUCAAGUUUACACGCUUGGUGAUGAGAAAUGGAAAGAUAUCCGCACUCCAGAACCUCUUAGCUUGAUCAGUGUGAGAAACUCUGGAGUUGUCAAUGUUGAUGGCAAAAUGUAUUGGUUAACUGAAGACAUGCUAGUUAGCUGGCAGCAUGCAGUUAUUUCCUUUGAUCUCAGUGAAGAAAGUUUUGCGACUAUACAACUGCCGGCAGAGCGUGAAGAUCAGGAUCGUUAUGGUCCUCGUAAGUUCUGGAUCAGAGAAAUGCAUGGCAAAAUAUGCAUACUAACUGCUCAACCAAGUCGUUAUGAUCCCAGAGCUCUUCUUGGUGAGCUGCAGAUCUGGACACUUGAGAACACGGUAGAGCAACAAAGGUGGAGCAAGAAGUACAAUAUUAAGAACCCACCAAAUUACAUUCCAGGUCCACAUUCUGUUCACAGGGAUAGGAUCAUGACGCAACUUUACAACAGCGUGUGUUCAUAUGAGUUGUUUAGUGAAAACUUCGAGAUUGAUUUGAGCAAGAAGCUGAAGCUGUUUGAUUCCAAACCCCGUUGGAUGUACAACAUGCAAUCCUACAUCGUUGUGAAAUCACUUGUAUCUUUAGAUGUAUAUAAAAAGGCUGGCAUUGUGCGCAGACCGAAACAGCAAGUAGGCUGGGAAUUGAAGAAGUGGAAGGCAUGGGAGGAUAAGCGUCGUGAGGCAGAGGAUAUACGGUACCGUGUCCACAAACACGAGCAUGCCUUAUUUGGAAACGCAGAAAAAAUGGGUAAAAUGUAUCAGUCUUUGCAGGAUAAGCCACAUGAUGUAGCAGAACGUCUACGCGCAGAACUCAAUCAGGUGUUGCAGGACAUGCCACAUAAUCCAAGUCAGCCAAAGUCCCCCCGGAGGCUUAAUUGGGUGGAGCAGAAGCAGGACUAUGAGAAGUUGAUGGCCCGUUCAGUGAAACUGAAAGAAAGGGCUCAGGUCAUGAAGCAGGCACAUGAUAACAUCUUGAGUAUCAUCGCAAGUUUUAAGUCGGAUAAGGGUAAAUCAGCUGCUGGCGCUUCUUCUUCUUCUUCCAUUGCCCGUGUUGACGAGAAGAAGGAAGAAGAGAACAUUUAAAAUUGCACUUAGCUAUCUGGGGCACUUCUUGUUAUUGUCUCUAUUUCAUCCUGAGAGAUCCUGUAACCUCUGCCAAGGAGGCUCUUGUCCCCUUCGAUUGGAUGCGCGCAGCCGUUGUUCGUAGUCUGAUUUAGCCUCUCGCUCCAUCAGUUGCUUGUUGUCAUUACAUUACACUUUGAGGUUUCUAGUUUCUAUAAAUGUUCAGCACAAAAUGCCGCUUGGCUGAGAGAUCCAACAGGAACGAUGGCCUUGCCUUAAACAGGAAUAAUGAUAUGAUUUGCAAUGUUUUAAA
Molecule: messenger RNA, 2773 nt
Organism: Aegilops tauschii subsp. strangulata
Lineage: Eukaryota; Viridiplantae; Streptophyta; Magnoliopsida; Poales; Poaceae
Product: F-box protein CPR1
Molecular function (GO): protein binding
Source: RefSeq, a predicted model, not a curated record